Molecule: messenger RNA, 2234 nt
Organism: Eruca vesicaria subsp. sativa (arugula)
Lineage: Eukaryota; Viridiplantae; Streptophyta; Magnoliopsida; Brassicales; Brassicaceae
Source: the annotation of a GenBank genome assembly
AUAAAUACAAAAAAAAAUAAAAAACAACAAAGCCGACGACUACUCUGCAUCUAUCUCCAACCCUUUUCGACGACCGUUCAACGCGUCUUGUCUCUCUCUCUGCAACUCCAUUAGCAGCUACCCAAUAAAAACUUUAAUUCCAAUCCAAAAACCCAGAAAGACCUCUCAACACUUCAUCCAUGGAGAUCAUAAAGUUUCCACUUUUAUCAAUCAUCAUCUUCCUCUGUUUCUCCCCCGCCAUGUCUGCCGACGAAGACGACAUAAGAUGCCUACGUGGAAUCCAAACCUCACUCACCGACCCUCAAGGAAUCCUCAAAUCAUGGAACUUCGCAAACACAACUCUCGGCUUCCUCUGCAACUUCGUGGGCGUUUCUUGCUGGAACAAUCAAGAAAACAGAGUCAUCAACCUCGAGCUUCGAGACAUGGGUUUAUCUGGUCGGAUCCCUGAGUCUCUACAGUACUGUGGGAGCUUACAGAAGCUCGAUCUCUCUAGCAAUCGAAUCUCUGGUAACAUCCCUCAAAAGCUCUGUUCUUGGUUGCCUUUCUUGGUCUCUCUUGAUCUGUCGAGUAAUGAGUUGAACGGUGAGAUUCCUCCAAGUUUAGCUGAGUGUAGAUUCUUUAACUCUCUGGUUCUGUCUCAUAAUCGGUUAUCUGGUGAAAUCCCGGUUCAGUUAUCGUCUCUAGAGAGAUUAGCUACCUUCUCUGUUUCCAACAAUGAGUUAACCGGUCGGAUUCCCUCAUUCUUUGACUCGCCUAAGUACUCAUCUGAUGAUUUUAGUGGUAAUAAAGGUCUCUGUGGUCGUCCUUUAUCUUCAACCUGUGGAGGGUUAAGCAAAAAGAAUCUCGCGAUUAUAAUCGCAGCUGGCGUCUUUGGUGCUGCUGCUUCCAUGUUGUUAGCGUUUGGUGUUUGGUGGUUUUAUUACAACACGAGAAAUAAAAGUAGUUUACACGAAGAAGGAGGAGUUAGUAGCUUAGCUCAGAGACUUGUUAGUCAUAAGCUUGUUCAAGUGACCUUGUUUCAGAAGCCUUUGGUUAAGGUUAAGCUUGGUGACUUGAUGUCUGCGACUAACGGUUUCAGCUCUGAGAAUAUUAUCGUCACAACUAGGACCGGUACGACGUAUAAGGCGGUUCUUCCUGAUGGCUCGGCGCUCGCGGUGAAGCAUUUGAGUGAGUGUAAGUUAAUGGAGAAGGAGUUUAGGUAUGAGAUGAAUCAGUUGUGGGAGCUGCGUCAUCCUAACUUAACACCACUUCUUGGGUUUUGCGUUGUGGAGGAAGAGAAGUUUCUUGUUUAUAAGUACAUGUCUAACGGCACGCUUAACCGGUUGUUGGAGGGAGAGGGUGUUGAAUUGGAUUGGUUAACUCGGUUUAGGAUCGGUUUAGGUGCUGCAAGAGGUUUAGCUUGGCUUCACCAUGGAUGUCGUCCACCUAUACUUCACCAAAACAUUUGUUCAAGUGUGAUUCUCAUUGAUGAAGAUUUUGAUGCAAGGAUUAUAGAUUCUGGUCUUGCUAGGCUUAUGGUUGCUUCAGACAAUAAUGAGAGUAGUUUCAUGACUGGUGACUUGGGUGAGUUUGGUUAUGUAGCUCCAGAGUAUUCCACCACAAUGGUGGCUUCAUUAAAAGGUGAUGUGUAUGGAUUUGGAGUUGUUCUCUUGGAGUUGGCUACAGGGGUGAAAGCUCUUGGGAGAGAAGGUUUUAAAGGGAGCUUGGUUGAUUGGGUGAAGCAGCUUGAGAGCUCGGGGAGACUCGUUGAGGCAUUAGAUGAAGACAUUCGAGGGAAAGGGUGUGAUGAGGAGAUUGUGAAGUUUGUUGAGGUUGCUUGUCACUGUGUGGCUUCAAGGCCUAAAGAGAGAUGGUCUAUGUUUAAGGCGUAUCAGUCAUUGAGAGCUAUGGCUGAGAAAGAAGGGUAUUCGUUUACAGAACAGGAUGAAGACUUCCCUUUGAUCUUUGACACACAAGAGAACGAGACAGUGUGAAGUAAAAACCAUAUCUUGAGGUAUUAUUUUGUGUAUAAUCAUCUUGUACUACUUCCUUAUGUCAUGUUAGAAGAUGCAUGAUUCUAUAAAGGUUCUUGAAAAUGUAUUUGUAGACUUAUGUUAUUAUUGUAAAAGAACAAAGUGUAUAUGCUAAGUGGCUUUCCUUGUGUUCCCUUCAGAAUAAUCUGAAAAUGGGUAUAGUCAGGUGCCUAGUCAUGGUUGAGAUGGUUUUCUUGAAAAAAUUAAGGAAUUUGAAUCGGC